AUGGAUCUGCCUUUUGAAUUAGCUAUUGAAGCUGUGGAAGGUUUAAACUUCCUUAAUGACGCUAUAGAUGAAGAAAUCACGAGGAAAGUCAUUGUUAAUGCUGUAAAGCAGAUUCUAGUGAACGGACCAGCAUUGCCAGCAAGAUCUGAUAUUUAUGAAAAUGAUGUAAAAUUGAAUGUCAAGAAGGCUGAAUAUGGAAUAUCCUGUACGCUAAUUUGUUCUGCUCAGAAUGGAAUUGAUUCAUUGCAAUUGAAGGAAGUUCUGUCAUUUUAUAAAGUUAAUAAAAAGACGACGAGUCAAUUGAUGGAAUCUUAUGAGAAAUUUAAAGAUGAUUUAACGAACAAAAUGAUGAAAUUCGGAAGUUCCCAUAAAAUUGAAACAUUGACAGAUGUAGAUUAUGAGAUACAGCAACAAUAUAUUCCAAAUGGAGACAUACUCUUUAAAUUGACAUUAAAGUCCUUUGAUCAUGAAAAAGGCGAGAAUAAAAUUAUUGACGAGAUUUACUGUAAUCAAGAGGAACUUCAACUGCUGAUUGCCAAGUUGAAAGACAUCGAGAGGCACUGUGAACGAAUUAGUAAACUAGAGUAG
Chironomus riparius is the source of this 588-nucleotide messenger RNA. Lineage: Eukaryota; Metazoa; Arthropoda; Insecta; Diptera; Chironomidae. The record is from the annotation of a GenBank genome assembly.